Messenger RNA from Lagenorhynchus albirostris (white-beaked dolphin), 812 nucleotides. RefSeq names its product calpain small subunit 1-like. Lineage: Eukaryota; Metazoa; Chordata; Mammalia; Artiodactyla; Delphinidae. Bases 1 to 606 code for a protein of 201 amino acids. The transcript has a single exon. Gene Ontology annotation, molecular function: calcium ion binding. The record is from RefSeq and is a predicted model, not a curated record.
AUGGGUGAGGCAUCUGCGCAGUACAACCCAGAGCCCCCGCCCCCUCCUCGCACCCAAUACUCCAACAUCCAGGCCAAUGAGAGUGAGAAGGCCCAGCAGUUCCGGAGGCUCUUUGCCCAGCUGGCUGGAGAGGACACGGAGGUCAGUGCCACAGAACUCAUGAACAUUCUCAACAAAGUCGUGACCCGACAUCCUGAUCUGAAGACUGAUGGUUUUGGCAUUGACACAUGUCGCAGCAUGGUGGACGUUAUGGAUAGAGACACGACCGGCAAGCUGGGCUUCAAGGAAUUCACGUACUUGUGGAACAACAUCAAAAAGUGGCAGGCCAUAUACAAACAGUUCGACAUUGACUGUUCAGGGACCAUUGGCAGCAGUGAGCUCCCAGGGGCCUUUGAGGCAGCAGGAUUCCGCCUGAAUGAGCAUCUCUACAACAUGAUCAUCCGACGCUACUCAGAUGAGGGAGGGAACACUGAUUUUGACGACUUCAUCAGCUGCCUGGUCAGACUGGAUGCGAUGUUCCGUGCCUUCAAAUCUCUUGACAAAGAUGGCACUGGACAAACCCAGGUGAACACCCAGGAGUGGCUGCAGCUGACCAUGCAUUCCUGAACGGGAGUCCCAGACCUGCCCCCUCGUCGCCUCGCUGUAGGAGUCACCUUGGACUCUUCAGUCUCCCCCAGGGCUGACCCUGUUUGCAGUCACAUCUUCAUGGCUCCUGCUGACCCACAGGCCUUUCUGUUCUCCCAGCCCUUGGCACCCGGAUUCUCAGUCAACAGCCAGGGCCCAACAUGCUUCAACACACCCUGCCCCAGCAC